Molecule: messenger RNA, 1417 nt
Organism: Erinaceus europaeus (western European hedgehog)
Lineage: Eukaryota; Metazoa; Chordata; Mammalia; Eulipotyphla; Erinaceidae
Gene: RNF5
Product: ring finger protein 5
Exons: 6
Coding region: 196-966 (256 amino acids)
Biological process (GO): ubiquitin-dependent protein catabolic process
Cellular component (GO): endoplasmic reticulum
Molecular function (GO): ubiquitin protein ligase activity; ubiquitin-like protein conjugating enzyme binding
Source: RefSeq, a predicted model, not a curated record
GAGAGAGGAAGCGGGGAGGAAGAAAGGACUUGGGAGUUGGGCGAGGCCUAUGCCGUCCCGAGCCAAUUGCUUCUGGCCUCUGGUUGUGACUGGCAGCCACUCCGACCAAUAAAGCCCUCCCGGACGGCGCGGCAGGACGUAUGUUGUGGUCACCAAUCCCACGUCGCUGCACACUGACUGUGGCUGUCUCGCCCAAUGGUCCCCGAGCAAGGGCCGGGCCGCGCCAACCCUCCCACCCCCGCCGUCUGGGCCAAUCCUUUCUUUCGAACCCCGUGUGAUCGACAGACUCUUCGACCAAUAGGAAUCAGAAAUCUCCGAAGCCUGCCCAACGAGCGCGGGCCGGGGGCGGUCUCUCUGUUGUUGAGGCGUGUGUCUGUGUGUUUGAGGGGAUUGAGGGGUACGCGGGGCGAAACCGAACCGGCCAUGGCAGCUGCGGAGGAGGAGGACGGGGGCCCCGAAGGGCCAAACCGUGAGCGGGGCGGGGCGGGCGCCACCUUCGAAUGUAAUAUAUGUCUGGAGACCGCUCGGGAAGCCGUGGUCAGUGUGUGUGGCCACCUCUACUGUUGGCCCUGUCUUCAUCAGUGGCUGGAGACACGGCCAGAGCGACAAGAGUGUCCAGUGUGUAAAGCUGGGAUCAGCAGAGAAAAGGUUGUUCCCCUUUAUGGCCGAGGGAGUCAGAAGCCACAGGACCCUAGAUUAAAAACACCACCCCGCCCCCAGGGCCAGCGACCAGCUCCCGAGAGCAGAGGGGGGUUCCAGCCAUUUGGUGAUACCGGGGGCUUUCACUUCUCAUUUGGUGUUGGUGCUUUUCCCUUUGGCUUUUUCACCACUGUCUUCAAUACUCAUGAGCCAUUUCGUCGGGGUCCAGGUGUGGAUCUGGGACAGGGUCACCCGGCCUCCAGCUGGCAGGACUCCCUCUUCCUAUUUCUUGCCAUCUUCUUCUUUUUCUGGCUGCUCAGUAUUUGAGCUAUAGUCACUUCCUGCCCACCUCUAGCCAGAGGAGAAUCAGUAUUGAGGGUCCCCGCUGACCCUUCCUCACCCCUGGGCACCCCCCCCCCACCUUACCCCUCCAUUUCAGUUGACUAAGGUUACUCUGGGAGGGUGUGGAGAAGGUGAGAUUUGUACAUAGGAUGGGAGAACCUUCUGCUCUCAACUGCUGACUCUGUAGCACCAUAACUCCCAGCCAUGGGAGAGGAGGACCAACUGAAAGAGACUAUCUGGUUCUCCUCUCCCUCACCCCUUGCUUCCCUCCAGAUUUGUUGUAAGGUGGGCAAAGCUCCCUCUGACUCUCCCACAUGCCCCCUGUUGAUUUAAUUUAAUUUUCUCUUCCCAGUAUCGUGUAUGGUUCUGACUUUUAAGUGCUUCCUUCCCCUUACUACCUCCUUUAUUACCAAUUUAAUAAACAAGGUGAAAUGUA